Messenger RNA from Sphaeramia orbicularis (orbiculate cardinalfish), 3694 nucleotides. RefSeq names its product beta-1,4-N-acetyl-galactosaminyl transferase 1b (gene b4galnt1b). The record is from RefSeq and is a predicted model, not a curated record. Gene Ontology annotation, biological process: ganglioside biosynthetic process. NCBI's taxonomy places the organism in Eukaryota, Metazoa, Chordata, Actinopteri, Kurtiformes, Apogonidae. Bases 256 to 1851 code for a protein of 531 amino acids. The transcript is spliced from 11 exons. Gene Ontology annotation, molecular function: acetylgalactosaminyltransferase activity. Gene Ontology annotation, cellular component: Golgi membrane.
GAACAAGGUCGGCUUUCACUGUGAAAACACCCAAAGGUCCACCCACACCAUGUGUACACACCCCAUCGGCUGUAUGGCCCCCACAAAGAAACACUGGAAGUUACUGAUCAUCACAAGUGAAAAGUAGCGGAGAAGAUUUAUGUUCAUUAAAUGUCUGAAAAUGGAGAUAUGUGCUUAUAGUAAAUGCAGAAGAUGUGAGUCGCAGAGAGGAUAAAAUAGGGAAAGUGGAGCGGUGGACUUCAGAAAGGUUUCAGGAUGCGCUCCUUGAGAAAGACGGUGUUGCUGGCCAUCCUGGUGUCCGUGGUGCUUGUUCUGGCUCUGCUCCAUUCCUGGCCUACCCGGGCCUACACCACCGUGGACGUAUGGCAGCGACUGGGACCUUUAGUGGAGAGGAAUCUGGAGGAGAGACUCCCAGAGGCAGACCAACGAUUAGGCAGUAUCCCAUUUCAUGUGAGGGAAAGUGUAGCAAGUUUGUUGGCACGUAAUGGAUGUGUCUGUGAGGGUGAGAGUGGAGGCGUAAACCUGCCCUUCGCCCAACUCUUAUUCCCACGGGUGUCAGCUCACCCAUUGCACACUGCCUUUAAGGCCUCUGAGCUGGAGGAAAUGAAGAGGAGACGCGCCAAGGAGUACAAGAGUUUCCAGAAGAGGUCACAGUCUCCUGCAGAUGUACUCAUCAUCGCAGAAGCAAAUAACCCUUUACAGUAUCCGACACAGGGGGUGGAGGUACGACCCCUGAAAACAAUCAUCAUCCCAGGUUUGGCCUUACAUGACAUUCCCAGAGACCAUUACUCAGUAAACGUCACUGCCACUCUGGGAACGCUGAAUGUGGCAGCAGAGGUAGACGGGGUCAAAGUCAAAGGUGAUGGCGAGAUGCACAUGACGCUGUCAAGUAGUCUCCUGCCCAACCUGAACCGACAGCUGCAGUUUGUGACGUACACAAACACACUGUUUCACCCCAGCACGGCGGACACAGUGCAGUUUGAGACAGAGAGGCAUCAAGCCACAUUCAUUAUCAAGAUCCGUCAUGGUGUAACACCCAAACUGUACAACACAGGAUCCAAAGGAGACUACAAUGUCAGUGCCCUUGUUACCAUAGCUACGAAGACUUUCCUGCGUUAUGAUAAGCUUCAAGAUCUUAUCGACAGUGUGAGGAGAUAUUAUCCUACUGUCACCAUAGUAAUUGCUGAUGACAGUGAAAAUCCUAAAACCAUCUCUGGGCCUUACAUUGAACAUUACAUCAUGCCUUUUGGAAAGGGCUGGUUUGCUGGACGAAACCUGGCUGUUUCCCAGGUGACAACAAAGUAUGUGCUGUGGGUGGACGACGACUUCAUCUUCACAGCAAACACUAAACUGGAGAAGCUUGUGGAUGUUUUAGAGAGGACCACAUUGGAUCUGGUGGGCGGUGCAGUGCGGGAAGCCACGGGUUACACUGCCACCUAUAGACAGACCAUUUCCAUUGAGCCAGGUGAGGAGGAUGGCGACUGUCUACACAUGAGAAGAGGUUUUCAUCAUGUCAUCCAGGGUUUCCCCAACUGUGUGGUCACAGACGGCGUCAUUAACUUCUUUCUUGCUCGAACCGACAAAGUGCAGCAGGUCGGCUUUGACCCACGACUGGCCAGGGUAGCUCACCUGGAGUUUUUCAUCGACGGACUUGGAUCCCUCCAUGUCGGCUCUUGUGACGACGUCAUAGUCAAUCAUGCAACCAAAAUCAAACUCCCCUGGGUCAGCCAAUCAGAGAGCGACAAGACUUAUGCCAAAUUCCGCUACCCACCAGCCUCCUCAGACGCCACACACACCAAAAACGGCCUCUUGUACUUCAAGAACCGGUUUCAGUGUUUGACUCAUAAUUAAUUCCUCCACUCCUUUGUUCCUCAUGUUUUAUCUCCUCUGCUCUUCCUGAGUUGCCAAAGAAGUUCUGCUCCCUCUUGUCCUGUCAGAUUGGAUCUCAAACACCUUGGUUUGCCUUUCCUUCAGAACAGGUGUCAAGCUUCACUGUAGAGAAAAUGUCCUUGUGCCAUUAGAGCAUGUUUAUUCUAUUGGUGUGCCGCUCUGUGGUGACCUAACAUGUCCUCGUACGCAGUAAAUAAUAUCCAGAUGUCAGAAAGUUCAGAUUCUCUUGAUGUGAAAACAGUGGAGUAUAGAAAAUGAACUGUAGUAACAAAUAUGUUGUGUUUACAGAGACCCCAGUUACAGAUCUUAUGUUAUAUAUUAACUUUAUAAAGGAAAUACACUUCAAGUUUGUUAAAUAAUAUAUGGCGAUCAUCACAGAGAGCACAGGCUUUGGUAAAAACCCAACAGGUAGCGUCAACAGCAGAGUCUGAGUCAUUGCUUUUUCAUAUGUAUGUCCUCCUUCAAUUUGCACUAUCCACAAAGUCAAGAUGUCAGCGACAGAAGCCUGAGCCGAGGACAGGGGGACACUUCUUACAAACUGACAAUCUUGGCGACACAGAGCAUAGGUAUCCGUUAUACCAAUGCCACAUGAAGAACGUAUAUAAGACUUUUCUUGUUUGAUACCUACGCUCCGUGUGGAGGUUUUGCUGCUGGCUUUGGGAUGUUUCAGUGUUCUUGAGUUUGCCAGAUCUUGUUUUUUUUGUUUAAUUUGUGAGUGAGAAUAACACCAGAGGAGGACAAGCUUUCAGUCCCAUCUGUCUGGAGUCGGACUUGGUGUUACCUCGUCUUGGAGCCACUGUUUUUCUUUUUCUUUUGUUUCCUUUAACAUCUUUGUCUUCUGCUGCCUGUCACCCUUCACUUUCUUCAGCAAGCAUCUGUAAAAGGGGAGCGUUUCAGCCCAGUGCACGCCGAUGAGUGAAGUACCCGCAUUGUCAAAUGCUGCCUAAAAGAAAAGUUGGAUGAACCAAAGUGCAUGUUUAUAUUUACUUCAUCAUAGAAGAGAAGAAAAAACAAGCACCCUUAAGUGUCAGAGGUGGAGUUGGAUGAUGUAGUGACAUAUGAAGACACGGUAUUAGUCUGAGCAUGAAUGGAGGACAUGAGUGAUGCCCAGUGAGACGGAGGUGGAAACUGAACCUCAAAGAUGGAGGACCCUGUUUUUCUACAGAAGGCUUCUCCUUUGAGACUGUAGUAGAAGACUGUGAUACACAUGCCUGCUGUGAGGAUGCGGCUCUUUUUUAUACCAUGGCCUUUAGAUGGCGCCCUUGUACCACACUAUUGUUUCCUAAUGAGUCAAAUUAAAUUAGUUUUUAUUAACAGUUUGUUAUUAGCAAAGAGGUGCCAGAUAUUUAUUGACUUUUCUUUUUUUUUAUCUUGAGAGGAAUAUUUUAAAACAAUAACUAUUUUGUGUGAUGUAUUUGUGAGUUUUGGGGUUUUUCUUUUUGUUCGACAUCAGGAGACACAGUCAAACUAAACUAAAAUGGCUUUUGUGCUGUGUGUUUAAAAAGAUUCACAUUAGGAUUACAGGUCUAUAGCUGAGCUGAGAGCCUUUUUUUUUUAACAGUGAUAUUUAUUGUGUUAACACAGAAAUGUAUCUUGCCUGCUUCACCCAAAAAUCUCUUGUGUGAAUCUUCUGUUAACAGGAGAUUUGACUUGAGCAUUUUUUUUUUUUUUAAUUUGAAAUACUAACAUAUUGAAAUGUCCGUCAAGCCCUUUUUCAUUCACAGAACAUGUGUCAUUUGCAUAACGUGGGGGUGGCGGGGUGAAUAAAGAUAGUCACAGGGUCAGCUGUGACUAAAUUUAUGUU